Molecule: messenger RNA, 825 nt
Organism: Drosophila eugracilis
Lineage: Eukaryota; Metazoa; Arthropoda; Insecta; Diptera; Drosophilidae
Exons: 2
Coding region: 30-647 (205 amino acids)
Source: RefSeq, a predicted model, not a curated record
AACUAUAUUUGGAAUUAGAUCUACUUAGCAUGGAAAAUACAAGCAAGCUUUUGGCGCUGCCAAAAUUGCGAAAACUCCGAUUUGAUGAAUUUGAAGAUGUAGAAGUCUUACUCGAGGACAUUGUGAAAGCCCGAGGACAGGAUAUUGUUGGACUUACGUGCAACGAGAACUUUUGGCUUUGGGUAUCCCAUUGCAGAUUUCAAAAUGUGAGAAAACUGACCAUCAUAAAUGAAGGAGUAGUGGAGGGAAUGUGGUGCGCAGAAAGCUUUAAUGACACUCUCGGAGAUUUUCCUCAGUUAACAGAAUUGUAUUUGAUAGACAUCAGCGUUUGGGCUGGGGAUUCAUUUUGGGAGAUGAUACGUUCCUGUCCACAGCUACAACUCAUAUAUUUACAGAAUCACGAGAUAACCGAUGGAUUUCUGGAAUUCAAUGCAUCGUCUAUGGGCAAAGCUUUAUGCCACCGACAAGAGCCUUUAACGAUACAUUUUUCGAGUCUUGAAAAUAAUCAUAAAAAUUUGUAUAUUCCUCAGAUUGUUCAGGUUCUAAAUCAUCCUAAAGUGAAGCUUUCCUUUGAAGUCAUUAAGGAUGCUUAUCCCAUUUUGGUCGGCGGACUUAUAGAAUUGGAAUUUACCCCUUUAAUGACGUAAAAUCUGUCCAACCACUAAGCACGAUGCAAUUUAGAACGGCGAAAGCUAUAAAAACAUUCGUACAUUUCAUAUAUAUUUUUUUAUUAAGUAUACCAAUUUGAUGUUUUACGAUAAAAAAUAAUAUUCUUCAAUGCAAUAUUCUUCAAGUCAUAAUUGUUUUUAUGCAGGUGUUAAGUCC